AUGAUUUUACCCGGUGAUGAAAUCGAUGAUCGAUCUCAUUAUCCAACAUCAACUGGAGCACUUCGAGAACUUGGUUUAGUUCCAGUUAAUGCUGAAAGACAUCCUCCUCUACUGUGGAUUGAUGGAUUCAUCACAAUGGAAACUGCCGAAGCACUUCUACCAUAUCAAAGAGCAAAUAAGAUACCAUGCAUGGACUAUUUGUGCUUUAAAUCUACGAUUUUCACAGAAUUAAAUAAAGCUCGCAAAAAAUAUCCAUCGGCAUUCAACUUUUACACUCCAACAUAUGUGUUACCAGAUAACUUCCCAGAAUUCCAACGCAUGCACUCAUCUAUAUGCUCAAGGAACAACGAAGCACCAACUUGGGUCAUUAAACCAAAGAAUGGUUCAUGCGGAAAAGGAAUUAUCCUGAUCAAUUCUACUCACGAAGCGGAAGAAGUCCAAGAUCAUUCAGUCGCUCAGCUCUAUAUCCAUCCUUACUUACUUGACAAUUUGAAAUUCGAUUUUCGAUUCUUCGUAUUGGUUGCUUCACUUGACUCUCUUACAGUAUUUGUUUACAAAGAAGGAAUUGCAAGGUUUUGCACAGAACCAUACUCUCCUCCUUCAAAACAAAACAAGAAUCACCAGUUCUGCCAUUUAACUAACACUGCUGUUAACAAAAUGAGUAAUAAGAAUCCAGAAGACUUCACCCGAUUAGCAACUGAAGUUUUGAAGAGAUUUGGUGCAAAUGAAAAAAUUAUUUGGGAAAAAGUUAAACGUCUUUCAGCCCUUGCUAUUGCUGGCUUGUAUCCAGCAAUAAUGGCUACCCUUCCUAAAUAUGUCGAGCCAAAAGUUGAAUCAAAGACGUUAUUUAAACCAAAAACGGCCAGAGACAACAAAGCUAUGAAAUCAAGCAUAUCUAAAAGAAGAAGUUUAUCUCCAACACGCGAGAUGAUGCCAAAGAAAGUUCCUGGGCAAUCCCUGAAAAUUUUACCUGCGUUAAAUGAGGAAGAAGAAGAGGCCGCUACAGAGAAAACAGUAGUAAAAGAAGAACCAAAGGUCGAACUUAAACUUCCUGAAGAAACAGCUAAUAAAGAAUCAACAGAAAAAGAUAAUGAAGAUAUAGUUUCGACUUCAAGAACAUCUGAAGAAAAAUUCCAGUUGAAAGAGAUUAGAAAUACAAUACCAAGGAAAUUCUUCCACAUUCUUGGAAUUGACGUCAUGAUUGAUGAAAAUAUGGAACCUCAAUUCUUAGAAUUGAACGACAGACCAUCACUAUCUGUUACUGUUCCAUUCGAGAUGCCUCUUAAGAAGACAAUGAUCAUGGAUUCAUUCAAACACGUCACUCAUGACGGCGCUGUCACAAAUAUCGAAGCGGAAGGAAGCGGAUGGGAAAUCGCUUAUCCAUCAAAAGACCACGAACUUAAUAGCCAAGUUGCUUUGGCAAUGACCAGAAAAUCUGAUCUUAAAUAUUCAGGGUAUAUGCCAGGAAAAGGCGCCACAGCCAUGAGAAUAGUUGACAGUGGCAUCAAGAAGGAGUGGCAAAAAGAACAUCGCGCUCGUUUCGAAGAUCUCAGGCAAUCUAUGAAAGCGCCAAAAUUCGUCCACUACACCAAAGUUAUCUUAUAA
This is a messenger RNA of Trichomonas vaginalis G3, 1605 nucleotides long. Its product is annotated as positive regulation of cilium movement. Lineage: Eukaryota; Parabasalia; Trichomonadida; Trichomonadidae. Gene Ontology annotation, cellular component: cilium. Gene Ontology annotation, molecular function: tubulin-glutamic acid ligase activity; tubulin binding. Gene Ontology annotation, biological process: microtubule cytoskeleton organization; protein polyglutamylation. The record is from RefSeq and is a predicted model, not a curated record. The transcript has a single exon. Bases 1 to 1605 code for a protein of 534 amino acids.